CACAAAUACCUCGUCUUCUCUCUCUCUCUCUCUCUCUCUCUAAUCUCUCCCAUCAUGGCCAUUGAAUCCUGCAACCCAUCUUCUCUUGGUCCAGCGGCCUGCGAGAAAGAUGCGAAGGCGCUUCAAUUCAUCGAGGAGAUGACACGAAACACCGACAUGGUUCAAGAGAAGGUGCUGGCCGAAAUCCUGAGCCAAAACGCCGAAACCGAGUACCUUCAACGAUACGAGCUCGACGGGGCCACCGACCGGGACACGUUCAAAUCAAAGAUUCCGGUAGUCACCUACGAAGAUCUUCAGCCCGAUAUCCAACGCAUCGCCAACGGCGACCGCUCACCGAUCCUAUCGGCUCAUCCCAUAUCAGAAUUCCUCACAAGCUCUGGAACAUCGGCCGGUGAAAGGAAACUGAUGCCGACUAUUCGAGCAGAGCUUGAUCGUCGCCAACUCCUCUACAGCCUUCUCAUGCCUGUAAUGAAUCUGUAUGUGCCGGGCCUUAAUAUGGGGAAGGGUCUGUACUUCUUGUUCAUCAAAUCAGAGACUAAGACGCCAGGAGGGCUGCUGGCACGGCCAGUCCUAACUAGCUACUACAAGAGUGACCACUUCAAGACCAGACCAUAUGAUCCUUACAAUGUCUACACUAGCCCCAACGAGGCCAUUCUCUGCCCUGACUCUUUCCAAAGCAUGUACACUCAAAUGUUAUGUGGCCUCUAUCAAAGGAUGGAAGUACUUCGAGUUGGGGCUGUGUUCGCAUCAGGCCUCCUCCGAGCCAUUCGGUUCCUUCAGAUACACUGGGAAGAAUUGGCCCAUGACAUUGCUACUGGGACUCUCAGCCACAAGAUCACAGACUCUUCGAUUCGAGAAGCUGUGUCAGGUCUCCUCAAACCCAAUCACCAACUUGCGCAGCUCAUCACCAAUGAGUGCUCAGGUGGGAAUUUGGAUGGGAUUAUCAAGAGAAUUUGGCCCAACACCAAGUAUCUUGAUGUUAUUGUAACAGGUGCCAUGGCUCAGUACAUUCCCACCCUCGAAUACUAUAGUGGAAGUCUGCCAAUGGCUUGCACCAUGUAUGCCUCUUCGGAGUGCUACUUUGGGCUUAACCUCAAUCCCAUGUCGAAGCCCUCAGAUGUCUCCUACACCAUCAUGCCCAACAUGGGCUACUUUGAAUUCCUCCCUCACGAAUCAUCAUCCGAUCAGAUACGCAAUUCAACUCCCCGUCUUGUUGAUCUUGCCGAUGUAGAAGUCGGCAAGCAGUAUGAGCUUGUGAUAACAACCUAUGCAGGACUCUGCCGCUACCGAGUCGGUGACAUACUCCGAGUCACUGGGUUCCACAAUUCAGCACCACAAUUCAAAUUCAUUAGGCGCAAGAACGUGCUCCUGAGCAUAGACUCUGAUAAGACCGACGAGUCUGAGCUGCAGAAAGCAGUGGAGAAUGCAUCGGAGCUCCUGCGUGAGUUCGACACGAGUGUGGUGGAGUACACGAGCUAUGCAGACACUAAGACGAUCCCAGGGCACUACGUGAUCUAUUGGGAAUUGCUCGUGAAGGACCCCUCCAAGGGACCGAGUCAAGAAGUGUUGAAUCAGUGUUGCUUGAUCAUGGAAGAGUCGAUGAAUUCGGUCUACCGGCAGUGCCGGGUUGCAGACAACUCAAUUGGGCCUUUGGAGAUAAGGGUGGUGAAAAAUGGCACCUUUGAAGAGCUGAUGGACUACGCCAUUUCGAGGGGUGCAUCGAUUAACCAGUACAAGGUUCCGAGGUGCGUGAACUUCACACCAAUCACUGAGCUUCUUGACUCGAGAGUUCUCUCUACGCAUUUUAGCCUAGCUUGCCCUAAGUGGACCCCAGAACGACGGCGAUAGACGCAGGGCUAGCUUCGCCUUCUGUGUGGAUUUGCGCAAUGAAUGUUUCUGUUUCCCUCUUUGUUCCAAAGAGAAACUGUAGAAUUGGUUCUUUCUUUUUCUUAAGUUUAUUUCUUAUUUCUUUUUAAUGUUCUUUGUAGAAAUAGUGAAGUUGAAUUUGUGGUACAAAUGGUAAAUUAAGCAAAUGUUAAGGGCGA
Messenger RNA from Magnolia sinica, 2045 nucleotides. RefSeq names its product probable indole-3-acetic acid-amido synthetase GH3.1. NCBI's taxonomy places the organism in Eukaryota, Viridiplantae, Streptophyta, Magnoliopsida, Magnoliales, Magnoliaceae. The transcript is spliced from 3 exons. The record is from RefSeq and is a predicted model, not a curated record. Gene Ontology annotation, cellular component: cytoplasm. Bases 55 to 1848 code for a protein of 597 amino acids. Gene Ontology annotation, molecular function: acid-amino acid ligase activity.